Bursaphelenchus okinawaensis is the source of this 463-nucleotide messenger RNA. Lineage: Eukaryota; Metazoa; Nematoda; Chromadorea; Rhabditida; Aphelenchoididae. The record is from the annotation of a GenBank genome assembly.
AUGGAUCACAGCACGGAGAACACGAUGCCGCCGCCCAAGAUUCUGCUGGACAAGUACGAAAAGCUGGGCAAGAUCGGGGAGGGAUCGUACGGGGUGGUGUUCAAGUGCAGGAACAGAGAAACCAAUCAGAUCGUGGCGAUCAAGAAGUUCGUCGAGACUGACGAUGACCCCUCGAUCAAGAAGAUCGCCUUGAGGGAGAUCAGGAUGCUCAAGGUGAGACAUUACGUUACCUUAAAUGUACUGUAAACGGGUGAUCAGCGUUUCGUAAAGUUCAAACAACCAUUUGUCGUUUGUGACAUUCCUAACGUAGAGUGUUUCAUGGUAAACAUUGCUUUAGGCACUCAAGCAUCCAAACCUGGUGAAUCUGAUAGAAGUCUUCAAACGCAACAAGAAACUACACUUGGUAUUCGAGCAUUGUGAACGUACCGUACUGGACGACUUGGAAAAGUACCCAAAAGGGUGA